Molecule: messenger RNA, 2587 nt
Organism: Stereum hirsutum FP-91666 SS1
Lineage: Eukaryota; Fungi; Basidiomycota; Agaricomycetes; Russulales; Stereaceae
Exons: 9
Coding region: 34-2574 (846 amino acids)
Biological process (GO): vesicle-mediated transport; intracellular protein transport
Cellular component (GO): AP-3 adaptor complex; membrane coat
Source: RefSeq, a predicted model, not a curated record
GUCGUCACACACGACGCCAGGAUACCCCAGGCCAUGUCCGGCAUUAAUCUUAAUUCAUGGAGCGAGAAUGCGACUCGCCUCCAGAUGCGCCUCCAAGAAACACUUUCUGAACAUACCAAAGACUUUGCGCUCACACGCGCAAGCAGCGCCACCUACUUCGAUGCCGGCGAAGACAAAGUGAAGAACAUCGGACGCCAACUUGACUCCAAUAGUGAUCGCGAGAAACUGGAUGCUAUGAAACGUCUUAUCGCAAUGAUCUCCAAAGGACGAGACGUUUCCGAGUUCUUUGCGCAAGUGGUGAAGAAUGUCGCGGUACCAAAUCUCGAAGUCCGUAAACUGGUCUAUAUCUACCUUUCGCGCUAUGCAGACGCCGAACCAGACCUUGCGCUACUUUCCAUCAAUACCUUCCAACGGGAUCUCGCAGAUAGUUCGCCACUGAUCCGUGCCAUGGCUCUUCGCGUGCUCUCUGGAAUCCGAGUUCCAAGUAUUGGAAGUAUUGUGGUUCUGGCGAUCAAGAAAUGUUCUGCAGAUGUCAGUCCGUAUGUGAGGAAGGCGUCGGCACUAGCAAUUCCUAAAUGUUAUUCACUCGACAACUCACACCUCUCUUCCCUGCUCCCAAUACUUUCCACGCUCCUUCGCGACCGCUCGCCACUCUCCAUAGGAAGUACCGCUGCUGCCUUCGAGACAAUCUGCCCGACCCGUUUAGACCUGGUACAUCCACACUAUCGCCGCCUAUGCCGUCUUCUGGUGGAUGUAGACGAAUGGGGGCAGAUUGAAUUGUUGGACUUAUUGACAAGAUACGCGCGAACGAUGUUGCCACGACCUGGAAUGAUAGAUGGAAGAGAGGAGGUAGAUAAGGACCUCCAAUUGCUCCUGGUGGCGGUAGAGCCGCUAUUCCAGUCGAGGAACCCAGCGGUUGUGCUCGCUGUCUGCAGGACCUUCUUUUACUUGUCCCUCCCUUCUCAACAUACAAAAAUUGUGCGACCCCUUCUCCGUCUCUUAGACGUAUCGCCACAAGUAGAACGCAUCGUGUUGUCAUACAUCCUUUUGAUUGCACAUGCUUCGCCAGACCUAUUCUCCCCAUACUAUACUCACUUCCUCGUCCGAGCCGACGACAGUAAACAAGUGAAGGCGGAGAAGAUACAGCUUUUGAGAAUGUUCACCAACCUGGACAAUUAUCAGGCCCUUUUGAGAGACUUCAUCGAUUACGCAGACGACGUGGAUGAUGAGCUUGUGUCUGGAUCAAUACGCGCAAUUGGCCAAACAGCACGACUAAUCCCUGAGUCAGCACAACAGUGUCUUAACGCGCUAAUGACGUUCAUCAAAAGUCGACACGAUGUGGUCGUGGCAAAUGCUAUUCUUGUGUUGAAGUCUCUCGUGCAGACUCAACUUCAUACCGUACCUUCAUAUUCUUCGUCAUCAUCGACACCUUACACGAUCAUCGAACGUCUCGCAUACAAAGUUGACGAAAUCCGUCACCCUCAAGCCAGAGCUUGUUUAUUAUGGUUGGUAGGGCAAUAUGCUGCAGCGGAUGAAGGGGAGACGACCGUAGUAGAGGGCAUCAAAGACUGGGCUCCAGAUGUCCUUCGAAAGGUGGCGAAGUCCUUCCGCGAGGAAACGCCCACCGUCAAAAUUCAAGCAACUACCCUCGCUUCUAAACUCCUUGUACUCUGUCCAGCAAACAAGACACUCAUCAUGCUCUCUCACUAUGUCUUUACCCUCGCUCGCUACGACAGAAAUUACGACGUACGAGAUCGUGCAAGAAUGUUAAGCGGACUUCUUGCCGGAGUCGUUCCCUCUUUGCAGAACCCCAAUACCACUACCUCAUCCACUGUGGCGCCAUCGAGGUGGGAUCAGGGCGAGGAUGUCGAUAUAAAUCCAACUGAGAAUGGGGCCACGGUGGGUGGGGUGGUAUUGCGGAGAGAGCAAGUUAGAGUCAUUCUGUUCGAAGGCAAAAUGGGUGUCGUCGAGAAAGAUGACUACAUCGACGACGAUCGCACCGUCCUCGGAACUCUCACCCGAAUCACCGGCCGCGAAAUGCGAGGCGAACGAAUGUUACCCGACUGGAUUGAACAAGGCGUCGAUUCUUCGCUUCGCGAUUCUCCAGAUGAGGUCAUCGCCGUGCAGCCAGCCACUCCCAGCGCAUUCGGAAAUUAUGCGUCUCCUAACUCUACUAAUUCGAGAGGCAUGGCCGGGUUUGGUGGCGGUAACAUCGGCGGAGGUCGAGGAGGCGGGGGGCCGGUUAUUCUCACACCUACGAGUCCGUCACCUGUAGUGAGUGGUGGUGGAGAUGGCGAUGGGAAGAAGAAGGGGGCAUGGCAGGAUUUGGAAUCGUUCUAUGCGGAAGAGGGACGAGAGGACGAAGAAAGCGAGGAGGAGAGUGAAGAGGAAAGUGAAGAAGAGGACGACGACGACGACGACAAGGACGAUGAGGAGGACGAAGAAAGUGUGAAUGAAGGAGAUGAAAACGCCCACACCGAGCAAGAUGCGAAACGCGAUGGCUCGGAAAGUAGCCAUGAUGAAGAGGAGGGGUCAGAGGACAAUGAAAGAGAUGGGUUAAUGGAGCAUUCAUGAUCGACCGAAAACA